Messenger RNA from Etheostoma spectabile (orangethroat darter), 1628 nucleotides. RefSeq names its product ceramide-1-phosphate transfer protein (gene cptp). The transcript has 2 exons. Gene Ontology annotation, cellular component: cytoplasm; membrane; cytosol. The coding region runs from base 249 to 899 and encodes 216 amino acids. Gene Ontology annotation, molecular function: ceramide 1-phosphate binding; ceramide 1-phosphate transfer activity. Lineage: Eukaryota; Metazoa; Chordata; Actinopteri; Perciformes; Percidae. The record is from RefSeq and is a predicted model, not a curated record. Gene Ontology annotation, biological process: ceramide transport; intermembrane lipid transfer.
AUUUCCGUGUUUUUCCCGGCUCGAGUCUGCGCAGUAGAGGCGGAUCAGAACAGGAAUGACCUGUCGUUCCACUGACAUGUAGAGCAAUUUUGCAUCUUUGUUACAUUUUUCUCGCAGGUAAUGUGUUCAGUCUUUUAGUGUACACCGUAUUUCUUACAUUUGGUACCAGCUCUUGUUUGUUGGUAGCCGUUAGCCACAUUUACACGUUCAUUUGUUGCUUUUGCCGAUAGCAUUUCCGCAUAGAAACCAUGGCUGGUCCUCAAGAAGACCAGAAAUUCUGCUUACAGGAGGUGCUCGAUACUUUCAAGUUGUGCUUGUCGGAGAAAAAAGACAUCUAUCUUGAACACUACGUCGCUGGGUGGCGUGGUCUUGUAAAGUUCCUGAACUGCUUGGGCAGUGUGUUUGGCUUCAUUUCCAAGGAUGCUGUCAACAAGAUCAACAUCCUGGUCACUCUCCUGCACGGGGAGAACGGCUCUCAGUAUGUCACCGUCCAGUCAAUGGUCAAAUACGAGCUGGACAACGACCUGGUGGACCUGACCAAGAGAGGCAGUCACCCAGAGUCAGGCUGCCGGACCUUGCUGAGGCUUCACCGGGCACUGAGGUGGCUGGAGCUCUUCCUGGAGCGCCUGCGCACCAGCGGCGAGGACAGCAAGACGUCCGUCAUGUGCUCCGAGGCCUACAAUGAGUCUCUUUCCCAGCACCACCCUUGGGUGGUGCGCAAAGCUGCCGGCAUGGCCUUCUGCGUGCUCCCAGGGCGCCCUGCUUUCUUAGAGGUGAUGAAUGUGGGCCCCCCCGAGCGGGUGGUGGCCAUGCUAGGGGAAGCUGUGCCUCUCAUCUCUGAGGUGUACCAGAUCACAGAGGAACUCUACGCUCAACAAAACCUGCUCGACCUACCAUAGAGAGACAAAACUGCAAUCAUAUGCCACUUCACACGAUUAAAUAUGAUAUAUAUAUAUAUAUAUAAGUGCUGUUAAUUAUUAUAUAUGUGUGUAUAAUGGACUUUGAUUAAAUUCAACUUUCUCAAGAUGUAUUCGAUUAUAAUUUAAGUAGAUGAAGGGGAACAGUUGGGCCCAGAAGUCUUUGCUCCAUCAGUAGCUGUAUGAAUUAUUUAUUUACUAAAAAGCAAAAUGAAAUGAAUCUGAAACUAUUUUGACAAUCAUUCAAGAAAUUAUCUCAAGCAGAAACACUAAAUAUUUGAUGGUUUCAGGUUCUAGAAUGUGCUGCUCUUCUUGGUCUUACGUCAUAAUAAAUAGAAUAUUUUUUGUUUUUUUGACAGAUUUGGAUAAGAAAAUUGAUCAUGAAAACAAUUAGAACUGAUACCAAUCAUGAUGUUAUGCUCUAGAGAAAUGCCUGUAUGAAAUAAUAGUGCAACAAUAGGGCCAUUGGGUCAAGUUUUUGAUGUUCUCAUAUCAUAUUGCACUCAAAUAUUGACAGGUGUAUCUAAUACUAGAUUAUCUGAUAUUGGAUGACACCAGAUAUUGCAUAAAUUACUAUAGACUUGUAAAAAACAUACAGAAAAUAUAGAUAGAAGACCAGCAGCAGCCACAUGCCGACAUUCAUCUGAAAGAUUCAAAUCAAAACUAACAUUAUGAGACAGAUGGGGGUGGAACAAUGUGGAUACUUAAAUU